CCGAACAUAGCCUGCCAGCCUGGUGGAGCAAAGAACAUCGAACAGGUGGCGGCCUAUACUCCUGCAAACCAAAACGAAAACGAAAACGAAAACCACCACGUUUACUAUUUAGGCAAAAAACACCAAUUUCUCCCAGAGAAGCAAUCGAGGAAAAUGGGUGAAGAAGCGAAGAACACCAUUCAAUCUCUCAGGGAAUGGGUCGUCGAUCACAAGCUUCGCACCGUUGGAUGUUUGUGGCUAAGCGGGAUAGCGGGUUCGAUCGCCUACAACUGGUCCCAACCCAACAUGAAAACCAGCGUUAAGAUCAUCCAUGCUAGGUUGCACGCGCAGGCACUAACGCUUGCUGCAUUGGCUGGAGCUGCAGUUGUUGAGUACUACGACCACAGGACGGGAGCAAAGCAAGAGCGUGUUGCUAGCUUUCUGGGAACUCCACAGAAAGAUUGAGGCAGCCAGGACUUACAUUAAACGUAGAUGAACAAAUUACAAAAAUUGUUCAUCCCACCUCCCUCGAUAGUCUUAACAUUGAUCAUAUUUACACAUUCCGAGAUCAAUCACAGUUUUGAUUUACUAGAUGUGAUACCUCAACUUCAUGGAGGGUAAUUAAGUAGUUUGGAUCUUUAUUGUUAUCAAAGGAAUUAUUUUCGGUUGUAGUUUCA
Molecule: messenger RNA, 656 nt
Organism: Rhododendron vialii
Lineage: Eukaryota; Viridiplantae; Streptophyta; Magnoliopsida; Ericales; Ericaceae
Exons: 3
Coding region: 154-444 (96 amino acids)
Biological process (GO): mitochondrial respiratory chain complex IV assembly
Cellular component (GO): mitochondrial inner membrane
Source: RefSeq, a predicted model, not a curated record